UUAUGCCAAUAUGUUCAGUUGACUCAAAUCGCGUUUGCCUGUUGUGGUAACCAUGGCAACAGUACAGCGCUUUUGAGUUAUGUUCCAGGAUCAGUGAUUUGUUUAUUUGUCUCUUGGUUGAACACAGAAAUGCAACAGAAGACGGACUUGAGAAAGCAAGAGGUCAUUGAGAUAUCGUCGGCCAUGAACAAAGUCAAGUCCUGCUGUCAGUGCCGUCCUCGAGCAGUUUUCAGAUUACUCGUUAAUCUGCAUGGGACAUCAAACCCAUAUUUAAACCAGGAACAGUUUGCAAGGACCUCAUCACCAACUUCCUCCGUCAUCCAUCCAAUUGGCCAGGGACAUCAUCAGAAGAAAUGGCACGCGGACACUCAAGAACGUUGCUCUCAAGAAACCGAGAAGCAGAUGGAUGAGAACAUCACACAGACUCAAACCAAACACGUGGAGAGUCCUUUCCGUCAGAAGGAACAAAGCCUUUUGAAAAGAGCUAUCAGAAUCCUAUUCAUCUGGUUCAUUAUUUUGGGAGUAAUUGUUAUUUUCAUGAUUGCCGGGCAGUAUGUUUACUUGGAGGCAGGACGUGUCUCAAGGUCAUGGGAUCUUGACAAAUGCAUGAAUGGCUUUGUAAAACUGCGCUUUGUUGGAAUGUACAAUCCACCAAUAUGAACAAAUGAACCCAUAUUGACGUCAGCUCUCAAUAAAGCAUUUCAAAAUGGC
Messenger RNA from Megalobrama amblycephala (Wuchang bream), 711 nucleotides. RefSeq lists its product as uncharacterized. Lineage: Eukaryota; Metazoa; Chordata; Actinopteri; Cypriniformes; Xenocyprididae. Bases 130 to 660 code for a protein of 176 amino acids. The transcript has 3 exons. The record is from RefSeq and is a predicted model, not a curated record.